UAUAGUGCAGUGUUCAACUGUUCAGAGUUCAGACUAUUCAAUUCCAGUUGUUCAUUCAUUUACUAGAUGGCAGUAGUGUUAGUGUUUUUAGUGACUAUGUGAAAGAACCUUGUGUAAGUUGUCAGAAUGUUAAGUUGUCAGCAAUUGUAAUUAACAAUGAUUGUGUUCUUAACAAUGGUAUAUAGACACUGAAGGUUGGAUGCCGACUAUGGAACCUGAGCCUAGUGAGUGUGAUGGUCCUGACAGUAUGCAACAUUCUUCUGACAGUUCGUCUGCUACACUCGGAGUGUCCCUCUAGUCCCUCUGUCCCUCGGCCUCCCCCCGCCCCCGUCCACGUCGAGCCCCUCGCUCCCUGCCCCCUCUCUCCUCCAUGCAACUCUUCCACCUCGCCUUUCCUAGCUGUGGACCCUCGUCUGGGCCGCUGGGAUGCCACAAGACUUUUCAAGAUGUUCGACUCGGUUCUUGUCGGAGACCUGUUUACUGAACUUUCACUCAAGUUCAAGGUAACCAUUGCUACGCAGAGUUCUCUAGAGAAGUUACAUUCCCUUGUCCAAGUCUCCCAUCACUGGGCUGGACCCAUCUCCGCAGCUCUCUACGCGGCUGGCGAUCACGAGUACAGACUUUUACAGGGUUAUGUAAAUUUCCUAAGACGAUGCUACAAACCGGUCAAGGAGCGAGUCAGUUUUCAUCUGAUUUUUCCAAAAGACAAACUUCCCAAGUCACAAGUGACGGCCGAGAGGUCAGAACACUUGGACUGUUUGCAGCCCGAAGGUGCUCUCAACCAACUUCUCCGCAAGAGGCCAACAGACGUUGUGCGGUGGCGACAGAGAAAUCCUUACCCACAAAACCACAUGAGAAACUUGGCGAGGAAAAACUGCCAAACUCUCUACGUGUUUCUCACAGAUAUCGAUAUCAUCCCAAGCGCUCAUUUAGCAGAAAGCUUGGACUCUUUUCUCAGCACUGCUCACUGCACUGGCAACUGUGCUUAUGUGAUACCCACUUACGAACUCGACGAGAGAGUUCGCUUCCCGAGGAACAAGAGUGAUCUGAUCCGGUUGGCUAACAAAGCUUUGGCUCAACCGUUCCACCACAAAGUCUUCAUUUACAACCAGUUUGCUACAAACUUCUCGAGGUGGGAAGAUGACUUGAAUGAUCAGGUGCAUGUCAGCCAUAACGUGACUAAUUUUGAGUUUCUGUACGAACCAUUUUAUGUGGCACAAGACACAGUUCCAUCUCACGAUGAGCGAUUCUUGGGCUACGGGUUUACACGGAACACUCAGGUGUACGAGAUGUACGUGGCAGGCUACCAGUUCCAAGUGCUCUCUCCAGUCUUCACCUGUCAUUGGGGACUACAGACGCGCAAGGGCCGACCUUCAUGGCGGGAGAAGCAGAACAGCUCCAACCGCAGGAAGUUCGACGUCUUCAAGAGAGAAGUGUUUGCGAGGUACCACAAGGAUCCAUUACACAUGGUCCAACAAUCACCCGACAACCCUUCCAAGAAAGUGAUUCCGUUGAGGAUUGUCAAUCCGGCUCAAAACAAACAAUAAAUUGUAAGAACUAUAUUUGUGUCGUUUGAUGUUUACGUACUUAAUGGUUGUAACCAAGUCAGAUAAAAGUGAUAAACAAGACUGGAUAUUGUAAAUCAAUAAUACAGGGUGCAACAAUAAUACUCAGUACUAGCACCUAAGGUUAAUUGGUUGGUUGAUACAUCAAGACCAAUUAUAUGUAAAUUAGGCUGUGGUAGUAUAUGUUAAGUAGCUUUAAUGUAUUGUUACCUUUUAUAAGUGGGAGUGUGAAUAAUGAGAUAUAAGUUAGGUAUGAUCCUAUGUAAGGAGCUUGUUUAUUUGAAUAAGGAAUUUAUUUGUUAUGUACGAGGGUUGUUUUCUAAGUAAGGGCCGGUUGCGUGUAUAGUCCCGUAGUUCGCGCGGAUGCCGCAACAAUCCACCGCGCCACUUGCCGGCAUCCUCCCGGUUCACACUGAUGCCAUUUGCAGCUUUGUAGCUGACGUGUACGCAUUGCUGUGCUACUUUAUAAUGUU
Macrosteles quadrilineatus (aster leafhopper) is the source of this 2038-nucleotide messenger RNA. Its product is annotated as beta-1,4-glucuronyltransferase 1. The coding region runs from base 234 to 1547 and encodes 437 amino acids. The record is from RefSeq and is a predicted model, not a curated record. Lineage: Eukaryota; Metazoa; Arthropoda; Insecta; Hemiptera; Cicadellidae. The transcript has 6 exons. Gene Ontology annotation, molecular function: glucuronosyltransferase activity.